UCUACGAAAAGGAGGAGGGGGGGGAGUGUUUAUUUAUCUACUUCAGAGGAAAUUGUCUCAACGCCGGCAGCAAUCAUCAGUCGUAUAAACAGAAGUCAUUCAAAGCCGCGGUGAAUUCCUCUGUCAGCAUCUUGUCAUGGGCAAUAAUGUAUCGGGGAUAUCGACGCUGCAAAGAGGACAACAGCAGGGGUUUCAAAGACUUCGAAACUCACAGAAAGACUCCCUCGGUGGCCCAUUCCCGUCCACGUCACACCGAUGUCACCACAAACCCAAGAGGUGCCUGCCUAUCCAGUAUGGCAGUGUUGGUGGGGCCCUUCCCAUCAGCCCACUUCUUUUCCAUCCUAAUGCGAAGGGUUCCCAAAUUGUCAUGGACCUCGCUCAGAAGACAGUCAAGAGGCAGGCCAGUUUCUGCAACGCUAUCACCUUCAGCAACAGGCCCAUAGCCCUGUAUGAGCAAGUCCGCCUCAAGAUUACUAAAAAACAGUGCUGCUGGAGUGGGGCUCUGCGUCUGGGCUUCACCUGCAAAGAUCCCUGCAGGAUAAACCCAGACAACCUGCCCAAGUAUGCCUGCCCCGACCUGGUUUCCCAGAGCGGCUUCUGGGCUAAGGCCCUGCCUGAGGAGUUUGCUAAUGAAGGCAACGUUAUCGCCUUUUGGGUUGACAAGAAGGGCCGUGUUUUCUACCGCAUAAAUGAGUCCAGUCCCAUGUUGUUCUUCAGUGGAGUCCGCACAGCUGAACCCCUCUGGGCCCUCAUUGAUGUUUACGGUCUGACCCGUGGAGUGCAGCUGCUAGAGAGUGAGAUUGUUCCUCCCGACUGCCUGCGUCCACGCUCUUUCACCACAGUGCGCUCCUCCUCCCUGCGGCGUGAAGCGGACGACUCCCGCCUGUCCGUCAGCCUGUGUGACCUCAACCUGCAGCAAGAGGACAGAGGCCCCAACCACAAUCACUCCCAUCGCCACACCCUCCACCUGGCCUCAGCCUCCUCCUCCUCCACUUGCCCCAUCCCCCAGAACUCCCUCAACUCCCAGCAGUCCUCUCUCCUGCCGUCCGCCCUGGAGAGUGACCUCCACUUCCACCAGCUGCGCGGUGCCCACAUUAAGACUCUAGACGAGCAGACGGUAGCGCGCUCAGAGCAUGCACGUGAGGAGCGCACGCUGGUCUUUACCAACCGACCUCUACGCACUGGAGAGACUGUGUUCAUCAAAGUUACAAAGUCCAGCCCUGCACGCUCGGGCUCCUUGUCCUACGGUGUGACAUCCUGUGACCCGGCGGUGCUGCGCCCCAGCGACCUGCCCUAUAAUCCUGAGGCUCUGGUGGACAGGAAGGAGUUUUGGGCCGUGUGUCGGGUGCCGACACCUCUCCAAAGCAGUGACAUCCUGGGCUUCUUGGUCAACCAGGAAGGAGAGGUCAUCCUCAGCCACAAUGGCACCAAUGUGGGCAUGCAGGUGUGUGUGGACAACUCACGCCCACUCUGGAUGUUCUUUGGUCUGCAUGGGGCUGUGACUCAGCUGAGGAUUCUGGGCUCCACUCAUCUCGGGGAUCCACGGGCCACGUCAAACCCCAGUUCGCCCUCCUCCUCGCCACACACCCCCAGUGCCCUGGGCAGCGGCAGCUCUGAUCCGGUCCUGAACGGAGGCCUGUGCUCCGCCGCUUACUGCAGCUCAGCAGGGGGAACAACCCCAAAUUCACCAGUCAGCCUCCCUAAGUCACCUACGUUCCCAUCAGGCAGUGGGCCUUGGUCUGACGAGUGCUCCAUCUGUUACGAGAACAUGGUGGACACAGUCAUCUACGCCUGUGGACACAUGUGUCUCUGCUACACCUGUGGCCUCAAACUCAAGAAAAUGUCCAACGCCUGCUGUCCCAUCUGCAGAAGGCAGAUCAAAGACAUCAUCAAGACCUACCGGAGCACGUAAGGGGACCACAGCAAACAGGCGGCCUCCCUAUGAACAGCAAAAUCCCAGAGUCAAAUCCCAAAGUCAGGGAAAGAGAUGUCUAAAUUCAAGGAAUAUUCCUCUGGUACUUUGAUUUGGUAUUUUCGUAGAAUUAUUGUCGGUUGACCUUUUCCGAAGCUGGUACCGCUUCAUUGGGAUGGUCUCUUUCACUUUAGAGUUGCUGUCAGAGCCAACCUGCGGAGGCAGCACUUGAAGUGACAAUGAGAACUUAAUUCUUGCCAGAGGUGUUUGCUCUCUCCUGGGAUCUUGGAAGACUUUGAAGGAGAGGGAAAAACUGAACCAAUUCGAAAAUGAUUUCAUUUGUUGAGCCAUGUUGUACAGUCACCCAUUUGCACCGAAGCAAAUGAGUCACUUUGGGGCUGAAUGUCUCAGUAAUAACUUUUUUAGAGGAUGACUGAAGCUCUGAAAAAUGACGUGUAUUUCUGACUUAACCAGUCAAAAAAGCACACCCACAACAGGUAAAUAUCUCAGUAUGUCACAACUUGUGUCUGUGUGUUACUGAGCUGCACUGCGUUGGAAACGAGAAGUCAGCCUGGCGUCGCAAAGAUGAAGUGAUGGAUCUCUGUUAUCGUCGUGGUGAUUAUCAGUGAGUGAUGUAUUUAGAGAUGCAAGUCGGUGAGUAUAUUAAGUAGGAUUGUAACACCUCUUGUACUCGUAUAAUCUAAUGUACCUUUAUGGUAGUUCUAUUGCAAAUGUUGGUGGUAGCUAUAUUGUUGUGCUAGCUAGCUGCUUGCUCUGCAAUGUGGUAUGUUGCACUGAAAUCUGCAUCAUCCUCUCAGAAAUGCCCCAUUACUGACAGAGAGGAUGAAGACAUUCAUUGGUUAAAACAAUCAAACCUGCAUCCAGCAGACUCAGCAGCUCAGAAUUCUUGAAAGGAAACAGGAAGUGUUUAAAAAAAAACAACAGUUAUUUGGAUUCUCCUCAGGGCCAGCCAGCAAUGUUUUUUUUAAGAAGAUGUGAACUAUUUUCCCAAACUCUACCUAUAACCAUGCCUAAUACACUGUGAGUGCUCAUGACAAAUUGACAGGUCCUCAAAAAUAGCUCCCAUAACAACAUAUAAAGUCAAAGGAUUGUUGCCAUGGUAUCAGAAGCCACCACAGAUACAACACAGCCUCCUGCCUUAACCCACAGAAGGUUCAUUUGUUACAUGCCAAUGUAUCAUAUUCUGUGCUUUCUGCCGCUCUCCAAAAAAAAACAAAAAAAACCCUGGCAAAUUACCAAAUAAUGCUGUUGUGUGACACAAAUCGUCACAAAAUGUUCACUCAGAGGAGAAAAAGCACACAAAAUUCAAAAUUAUUUUUGUAAAUCUAUGACAUUUCUGAUAUUUAACUAUUAAAAUGUUUCAUAACCUUUGUGACGAGCUUUUCACCAGCAGCAAAGAUCCUUUACAGAAAUCAGUUCAGGGGCAGGGGUAUAAAAAGCUCGUAUUUUGAAUAUCUAUAUGAUUCCUAUUUCAUUACAAUAUGCCCUGAUAUCCCCCCAAAUUUCACCUACGAUUACAAUGACUCAACAAUAGCUUAUUACAAGAGAUACAUAAGUUGAGAGGCGGUUUUUUAAAUGACAUUGUUCUUCAUUUUGUAGAUAAUCAACAAACUGGGCUCAAACCUAUGCUGCUGCUAUGGUAUUUGCCAGCUGUCCUUUACCGGCAAAUGCUGACAGUGAUGUUUCACACAUCCAUCCUCCCACAUUACAGUUUGAUUACGCUACUGCUUGAAGUGUUAACUCACAUUGAAUGUUAAUUUAUGUAUUUAGAGAGAUUAAUGAUUUUUAUCAGUGUGCUUGAAUUGAAAAAGAAAACAAAGAAAAAAAGUUUUGUCUGUUUUUUUUGUUUGUUUUUUUAAGUUUGUUUGGAUUGAUGAUUAUGAUUCUAAUAUUUGCUUUCUUGUUUAUCCAAAACCAUGAUAAUCUAAAUUUAUUCUUGUUUUCUAAUAGACAACUUAAGUCAGAAUAUAGAGGUUUUCUUGUACCUUGCAGCAAUAAGAGAUAUUGCAGUACACAAUCAAAACCUGAUUGCUUUGGGGUGCAAGAUAUAAACUCUUGGUUUUAUUACAAUCCCUGAAUUUCAGGCGUUCUUUUUGUGUAAUUUAUCUUCUUGUGUGUAAGCCUAUGUUAGGGAGCCCUACUACCCACUUCUGUAUUUAUAGCGCUUAUCAUUAUAGUCUGAAAGCCAUCACUGUAUGUGUAUGGUGAUGAUAAAUGUCACUUUAUAAAGCUACUGAUUGUAAUCUUGUAAAUGUUUAGGCCAGCGUUGCUCUCUGAGAUUCAACCAUGGCAUGUUUUAUUUUGUGCAGACACUCCGACCAAAUCUCAAAAUCUUUUUUUUUCUUUUUUAAAAUAGAUUGUAAAAAUGUAAUUCCCUUGGUGCAAAACCUUGUAUUCAGGUGUUUUUUGUUUUUUUUAACAUUUACAUUCAUCAAUUUUUGGACCACACCAAACAUACUAAAUCACCGUUCAUACUAAGCUAAAUAAUUGGCUGAAGAUUUUCAUCUGUUAAUUUUAUAUGCUCCUUUGAACGGACACCAUGCCAUUUCAAUUUUUUGUCUUUUUAUUUUUGCAUCCAGGAUACUCCACAGGCUCCUUGAAUGUUAUUGAUCCUGUAAUGUGCUAUUUAUUUGUCCAUCACUGAUGUGUGGACUUAUUCCUCUGAUUCUGCUUUUCUUGUGUGUUUGCUUUCUUCUACAUUGCCACUAUACCGAUAUGACUCCUCUGUGUCUGGCCAAUCACACAGCAGCACACGUAGAGAUUCUUUCUGUAGAUCUUACUACUUUUUGUCAUGCAUGAGUUAUCUGUUCACCCUGCGUGAACAUCGGGACCAACAGUAGAUGAGCAUCGGAGUGGAACGCUGUUAGUGUUCAUGUAGACUGGAAACAGUGUGUAAUGCUAGAAAUACUAUAUAGCGCUCUGUUUGGCUGUUGUGACACAGCAGCUGAAGUACUUUGCAAACCUGUAUUUUCUUUCUUUUUGAUUUGAAAUUAUGUGAGCUGUUCAGUGUGAGUCGGAUGACUGUGGUUAAUAAACU
Molecule: messenger RNA, 4970 nt
Organism: Thunnus maccoyii (southern bluefin tuna)
Lineage: Eukaryota; Metazoa; Chordata; Actinopteri; Scombriformes; Scombridae
Gene: neurl1aa
Product: neuralized E3 ubiquitin protein ligase 1Aa
Exons: 6
Coding region: 137-1912 (591 amino acids)
Biological process (GO): negative regulation of Notch signaling pathway; nervous system development
Cellular component (GO): plasma membrane; postsynaptic density
Molecular function (GO): ubiquitin protein ligase activity
Source: RefSeq, a predicted model, not a curated record